Anopheles marshallii is the source of this 2334-nucleotide messenger RNA. Its product is annotated as transmembrane protease serine 9-like. The record is from RefSeq and is a predicted model, not a curated record. The transcript has 8 exons. Gene Ontology annotation, biological process: proteolysis. Gene Ontology annotation, molecular function: serine-type endopeptidase activity. Lineage: Eukaryota; Metazoa; Arthropoda; Insecta; Diptera; Culicidae. The coding region runs from base 1 to 2334 and encodes 777 amino acids.
AUGUUGGAUGUACUCUCCUUUCUACUACCAUCGCUGGUAGUGCUUGCGCUCGGACAGCAACAGGUGAAUCAGCCGUGUAUCCUCCCGAACGGAAGAGCUGGACAAUGCAUCCAUCUGGAACAUUGUACCCCGAUAGCUCGGCUUGUGAAUCGAAAAAUGAUCUAUCCUCAAGAAAAGCACGAGAUUAAAGCCGUAUUUGGUGCCUGUGCAAGUGAUAAGAAUUCGUCGGAUACGAUCGUUUGUUGUGAAUCCCCACAGUUAUCAGCGGGAAUAAAAACCGAUGUUACGACAACGACCCAAUGUGCGGAUCACUACAAAGAUGUUCUACCGGUGCGUUGCGGUACGAUCCGAGAAUUUCAACUCACAAAUCAUAUCUUGUCUGAUGUGGAAGACGUUAACAACGUUCACGUGUGGGCAGUUCUAUUGGAAAUUAAAAAGACCGACCGAUGUGUGGGAACCUUGAUCCAGGAGAGUUUCGUACUGACCGCAGCACAUUGCGUACAUAACUUAACCAAAGAAAGUAUCAGGCUGUUUUUCGGCGUGUCCAAAAUCAGUACGCUGCAGCAAUGUUUGAGAGAUUAUGAAUGUUUGGAGCGCGGUGCAGCAGAAUUCAUUGUUCAUCCCGACUAUAAACCUCCCGACCGGUCGAACGAUAUUGCUCUUAUUAGGUUAAGCCAACCUAUAAACAUUUCCGGUGACAUUAUUCCCGCCUGCCUGCCGCUAAAUUACACUUUCGGCGAGAGCGAAUCCGACGGUACACGCGUUCAUUCGGUCGGUUGGGGUUUAAACGAAAAAGGAGAAUUGAGUGAUUGGAAGGGUAUAGUAUUGUUGAAUGUUAAGCCGCAGGUCGAAUGUGGCAAUCACCUCAACAGUAAAUUUAAGCGAUUCCCUCCCAGUAUGAUCUAUAGUGUCAUGUGUACCGAUGGUGAGAGUGAGGGGCAGGAUGUAUGCCAGGGAGACUCCGGAGCACCGUUGCUGAAAUUUCAUGGGGGUAUUUACUUUGUGGUCGGUGUGGUAAAUUUUGGACCCAGAUGUAGCGCGUUAACUGAUUUUACCAUAUCCGUGAGAGUGUCGGAGUAUUUGGAUUGGAUUCUAAAGAAUUUAAAUGUUCUCUGCUGUGUCAUGAUCCGUGUCAGAUUUUCCGUGUUUGGAGUACUCACCUUCCUAUUACCAUCGCUGAUUACACUCGCGCUCGGACAGCAACCGGUGAAUCAGAAUUGCAUACUUCCAACUGGAAGCCCCGGGCGAUGUGUCCGCCUGAAGCAGUGUACAAAGAUAGCUGUACUUUGGAGCCGAAAAACUCUCUACAGUUCGCAAAUCAAUGAGUUAACUGCCGUAACGAGGGCCUGUGACAGUGAUGGGAACUCAUCGGAUCCGAUCGUUUGUUGUGAAUCCCCGACAUUAUCACCGGGAAGAAAAACGGAUGUAACUGCAACAACACGAACAACAACUGCUGCUCCUAUCACACAACCUACUACGAUCAGCACCGCGACAGUUCGAACACAAACUACUGUCAAUUACGAACACUACAAAGAUGUUCUACCGGAGCAUUGCGGUACUAAACAGAGUCAACUCGUAUACAACGUCAUAUCGGAUGCGGUGGACGAGAAUAAUGAGCACGUGUGGGCAGUUCUUUUGGAAAUUAAAAAGACCGACCGAUGUGCGGGAACCUUGAUCCAGGAAAGUUUCGUACUGACCGCAGCACAUUGCGUCCAUAACAUGAGCAAAGAAAGUAUCAGGCUGUUUUUCGGCGUGUCCAAAAUCAGUACGCUGCAGCAAUGUUUGAAGGAUUAUGAAUGUGUGGAGCGCAGUGCAGUAGAAUUCAUUGUUCAUCCUAACUAUAUACCUCACGCCCGGACGAAUGAUAUAGCACUUAUUUGGUUAAAUGAAACGGUAGGUUUCGAACAUGUUGUGCCAGCUUGUCUGCCGCUAAAUUACACUUUCGGCGAGAGCGAAUCCGACGGUACACGCGUUCAUUCGGUCGGUUGGGGUUUAAACGAAAAAGGAGAAUUGAGUGAUUCGAAGGGUAUAGUAUUGUUGAAUGUUAAGCCGCAGGUCGAAUGUGGCAAUCACCUCAACAGGAAAUUUAAGCGAUUCCCUCCCAGUAUGAUCUAUAGUGUCAUGUGUACCUUUGGUGAGAGUGAGGGGCAGGAUGUAUGCCAGGGAGACUCCGGAGCACCGUUGCUGAGACACCACAGCGGCUUAUACUUUGUGGUCGGUGUGGUAAAUUUUGGACCCAGAUGUAGCGCAUUAACUGAUCCUACCAUAUCCGUGAGAGUGUCGGAGUAUUUGGAUUGGAUUCUUACCAAUUUGAAGCGUUCCAAAUGGAUGUAA